AUGACCAACUCCCUCUCUGCCGCUACCUGCGCCAUCUACGCAGUCCUCGCCAUCCCAAUCCUCUACCUCCUCGUACGACACGGUCGCUACGGUCUUCUGGGAUGGCUCUUCCUCUUCUUCUUUUGCACCAUCCGCAUCAUCGGCGGCGCGCUGGCCGUCAACAACCCCAGUACAGCCGCUACCAUCAUCUCCAGCGUCGGUCUUUCUCCUCUCCUCCUCGCAACAGCCGGUAUCCUACACGAGGCCCGACACUAUCGCAUCCAACCCCUCGACAAGAAAAUGGAAUGGGUCUCCGUCCUCGCCUACCACAUGCUCGUCGUCGCAGGCGUGGCCCUCACAGCAGCCGGCUCCGCAAAGCUCCAAGAACACGAACAACCCCUCGACAAGGCCGAGAAGAUCGCCAAGGCGGGUAUUGCCAUUCUGGCAGUCGCGUGGGGGAUCCUGGUUGCCUGGACUGUGUUCUCGUUUGUUGCGAGCCGGGGACGGAAUUCCUCGCUUACGAGGGCGGGGACUGUCCUACUUAUAACCGUCGACUUCUCGCUCGUCUUCAUCGGUAUCCGAGUCUUCUAUAGUCUUGCUGCGCUGUGCACGCAGAAGGCGUCGCUUAAUCCUAUCACGGGGUCCCUGGCUAUUCGCGUGGUGCUGGGAUUCCUGCCGGAGGUGAUUGCCACGCUGGCGUAUAUUUUUGCGGGGGUCAGGACACAGGGUGCGGCGUUGUUGGCGCAUGUUGAGGAGGAGGAGAUGGUUCCCGCUCCGCCGAAGCCGAGGGCUCAGCCUUGGGUUUAG
This is a messenger RNA of Aspergillus fischeri NRRL 181, 786 nucleotides long. RefSeq lists its product as uncharacterized. The record is from RefSeq and is a predicted model, not a curated record. The coding region runs from base 1 to 786 and encodes 261 amino acids. The transcript is spliced from 3 exons. NCBI's taxonomy places the organism in Eukaryota, Fungi, Ascomycota, Eurotiomycetes, Eurotiales, Aspergillaceae.